AUGGCUUCGAAGUCUCUUGUCCUCCUCUCUGUCACCCGGCUUGUCUUGGGCUCGAUAUCCAUCCUCGAUCCCAGCGACUACGUCAACAUGUCCUCAGAUGUUGAGGACAAUGGCCUCCUGGCAGAUUAUACGACUGACGGUGGUGGCCCGAUGUAUCUGAUCGACGACAUCGCCGGCCAGUACACCUACCGUGAUACUGACGUUGAGCUGUACCACGAGACCCUGUCCGUCGAUGCCAACGACACAAGUGUACUGCUCGUCACCGAGGGCAGCAAUGUCAAUUUGUCCCAUGUCGAUGUUGUCAAGCGAGGAUACUCGACCUGGCUCAACCAGGCGAGCUUCUUCGGCACCAAUGCAGCUCUGAAUAUUGCCAACGGGUCUACUUCUCAUAUCUCAAACACAAACAUCACUACACACAAUGGCGCAGCCGGAAUCUUUGCGUAUGGAACCGGUACGACCGUCCAUGUGAGCAAUACGGACUUUUACAGCUCGGGGCCCGUCUCCCACGCUCUGUACGCUGCGGGCAACGGGACCAUCUACGCCUCGAACGUGCGCUCCUACGCUGGCGGAAACCGUUGUUCUACCUUUUCCGGCGACAGUCCAGCUGGAUACAUCUACGUCUCCGACUCGGUCUCCCACACGGCUGGAAUUGGAAGCGCCACAUUCUACGCCCUCGGUGAGAUCCAUGCUAGCAACGUCGUCGGACACUCUGAGAAGGCGCCCGGACUCUUCAGCGACGGGGCACAAAAGGCUGUUUUCGAAAACGUUGACCUCACUGCGGGCUUACUGGCUGGAACUGUCAUGUUUUCGUCGUCGGUGCGGCGGACUGGAGCGUCCCUCUCCCUCACCAACUCUCGACUCACCACCUUGAAGGAGGAUAUGCCUGCCCUGUGGUUUGGCAACGUUGUUGCAGAGGCUAAUUUAGUGGCAACAGAGUUGAACACCACUUCCGGCAUCCUCCUCGUCGCAAAUACCUCCCAGGUAACUCAGGCGUUUAACUACUUUGCUGGCGUGGAAGAGAACUCAUCCAUCCAGCCUGCCAAAGUCUCUGUUACUGUGGCCGAAUCCACCUUCCAGGGAGACAUCGUGGCAUACAACGGCAGCUCAAUCGCUUGGAACCUCACUGAUCAUUCAACGUGGAUUGGCUCCGCCUACCUUAAGGGCAGUGGAUCAGCUACCUUCAGCAUUUCGGUCGACGACACCUCUACCUGGACCUUGACUCGGGAUGUGACUGUGGACGAGUUCACCAACGACGAUCCCAGAAACAAGAACAUCCGCUCCAAAGGCUUCAAUAUUCACUACAACCCGUCUAGACCGAAGAAUGCCUGGUUGAAGUCUAAGACGGUUACCUUGCCUGGUGGUGGGAAACUACGUCCCCGCGCUUAA
This is a messenger RNA of Aspergillus calidoustus, 1386 nucleotides long. NCBI's taxonomy places the organism in Eukaryota, Fungi, Ascomycota, Eurotiomycetes, Eurotiales, Aspergillaceae. The record is from the annotation of a GenBank genome assembly.